AUGGCCCCCAGGUCCGCAUUGAGCCGCCCUGUCCUCCGUGCCCUUUCGGCGCGGCCCGCCCCCGUCCCAUCCUCCUCCACCACCGCCAUCUCCACGCCAUCCGCCCGUCUCCACGCCGUCGGGCCUCGUCGCUUUUCUGUCCUGAACCGCCCCUCGCCCGCCUACCCUGGCCAUGUCCCACUGACUGCCGUCGAGCGUGGUGCCCUCGCCGUCGGCUCCGCCCUCUGGUCCUUGGUUGAUCCGCGACGCGGUGAUUUGAUCGCGGCGUGCGGCGAGGCGACGGCCCAGCCUUACUUCAUCUACCGCCUGCGCGACGCCAUGUUACGCGACCCGACGGGCCGCCGGAUCCUGCGCGACCGCCCCCGCAUCACGUCCAAGACGAUGAGCGUCGAAUACCUGCGCAGCUUGCCGGAGAACAGUGUAGGGAGGGCCUAUGUGGGCUGGCUGGAUCGGGAGGGUGUGAGUCCAGACACGCGCAGUGCGGUGCGCUACAUUGACGACGAGGAGUGCGCCUACGUUAUGCAGCGUUAUCGUGAAUGUCACGACUUCUAUCACGCACUAGUCGGUCUGCCGGUGUUUCGCGAGGGCGAGGUCGCACUCAAGGCGUUUGAGUUUGCCAACACGCUUCUGCCCAUGACCGGGCUGGCGAUAGGGGCAGCUUUCACUAUGAAGCCUAAAGAAAGGGAGAGGUUUUGGAGCGUAUAUGGGCCGUGGGCAGUGGAGAACGGGCUCAGGAGUAAGGAGGUAAUUAACGUAUAUUGGGAGGAGUGCCUAGAAAUGGACGUGGACGAUCUGCGCACGCAACUGGGUAUCCAGAAGCCCCCGGAUCUGCGGGAUAUUAGGAGGCAGGAGAAGGAAAGGAGGAAGGCGGAGAAGGCGGCACAAGAGGUGGCGAAGCAACAAGCCGUAUAA
This is a messenger RNA of Aplosporella prunicola CBS 121167, 912 nucleotides long. RefSeq lists its product as uncharacterized. Lineage: Eukaryota; Fungi; Ascomycota; Dothideomycetes; Botryosphaeriales; Aplosporellaceae. The transcript has a single exon. The record is from RefSeq and is a predicted model, not a curated record. Gene Ontology annotation, cellular component: mitochondrion; mitochondrial inner membrane. Gene Ontology annotation, biological process: ubiquinone biosynthetic process. The coding region runs from base 1 to 912 and encodes 303 amino acids.